This is a messenger RNA of Cryptomeria japonica (Japanese cedar), 1239 nucleotides long. RefSeq lists its product as uncharacterized. Lineage: Eukaryota; Viridiplantae; Streptophyta; Pinopsida; Cupressales; Cupressaceae. The record is from RefSeq and is a predicted model, not a curated record. Bases 1 to 1239 code for a protein of 412 amino acids. The transcript has a single exon.
AUGGUUGAUCGGGAUUUCCUUUUUCGAGUAUUGGAAAGGUUUGGUUUCUCCCCUCAUUGGAUUAACUUUUUGAAGGCAUGUAUUGAUGGACCAUGGAUAUUUGUAUUAGUAAAUGGGAGCCCGCAAGGUUUUUUCCAAUUGUCUAGAGGUUUGUGGCAAGGUGAUCCACUCCCUCCCUUUGUCUUUAUUCUUCUGGCAAAGGUUUUGGGAAGAUUUAUUCGACAUAUGAGAAGUGAGGAUAAGUGGAAAGGAGUUCAUGUUGCGGCUGGUGUGGACGCGGUCACUCAUCAACAAUUUGCAAAUUACACAAUUCUUUUUGGAGAUGCCUCGCUUAGGGAGGCACGCAUCAUUAAAAAAACUCUUGAUGUCUUUUGUGAUGCGUCAGAUCAACAGGUAAAUUGGGCCAAAUCGGAUAUUUUCUUUUCUAACACAGAUUUGAGGAAGCAGAGGGAGAUUGCUAGGAUUUUGGGUGUCAAGGUUGGAACUCUUCCGAGCAGGUUCCUGGGCACUUUGCUGUUUGGGGGACCAAAUCGGAUGAGUAUGUUGCAAAGACUGAUGGACAGUUGUGUUAAUAAAUUAGAAGGCUGGAAGAGUAAGUGGCUCACGUCGGCUGGCAGGUUGUUGUUGCUAAAAUCGGUUUUAUCUGCAAUGCCUAUUUAUUCUAUGAUGUGUUUCAAAGUCCUUGAGAAAAUUGUAAGGAGUAUUAACCAGUUUAUGAGGUUUUGGAAUGGCAAGAGUGAGCAAGAUAAAAUCCCGCUGGUUGCAUGGGAUAAAGUCUGUCAACCAAAAUUGGCAGGGGGUGCAGGUCUUAGAAAUUGGAGCUUGUUGAAUGAAGCAAUGGGUGCAAAACUAAUAUGGCAAAUGUAUGAAAAACCAGACAAAAAAGGGGUCCAAAUCCUGAAACACAAGUAUUUGGAUUCGAAUGAUAGGGAAAGGAUUUUCACAGUCCGUGACCCUCCGAGAGGGUCGGCGAUAUGGAAUUUUUUGUUGUCUUGUAGGAAAGUGAUUACAGAUCAUAUCACAUGGCAAUUAGGGAAUGGGGAGAAAGCAAUUUUCUGGACGGAUUCGUGGGAUGGCAGACCUUCCUUAUCAUUACGGGGAGAGGUAGGUCAAAUCAGACUUGUGACUGAAGCACAUUGGGGCUAUAAAGUUAGAGAUUAUUUGGUUAAAGUGAGAAGUAAUGGAGUGGAUGAGUGGAAAUGGAAGGAUGUUGAUAUGUUACCGUUAUCUCCUCAGUGA